AUGGCCGGUCUGCGAGCUCCACUCCUAGUGGCUCUCAUCUUUCUUGCUGUGGCACUGCAGACAUCUGAUGCAGGUCCCUAUGGUGCUAAUGUGGAAGACAGUACCUGCUGCCAGGACUACAUCCGUCACCCUCUGCCACCGCGUGUAGUGAAGGAUUUCUACUGGACCUCAAAGUCCUGCCGCAAGCCUGGCGUUGUUUUGGUAACCAUCAAGGACCGCGAUAUCUGUGCCGACCCCAGGCUGUCCUGGGUGAAGAAGAUACUCCGUAAGCUGGCCUAGUGAGGAGGACCUGAUGACCGUGGGUGUGCUCACUCCAGGAAGCCUCAGCAAGCCCUAUCCUUC
This is a messenger RNA of Acomys russatus (golden spiny mouse), 342 nucleotides long. It is a transcript of the gene Ccl22, whose product is annotated as C-C motif chemokine ligand 22. Gene Ontology annotation, cellular component: extracellular region. Bases 1 to 279 code for a protein of 92 amino acids. Gene Ontology annotation, biological process: inflammatory response; monocyte chemotaxis; chemokine-mediated signaling pathway. Lineage: Eukaryota; Metazoa; Chordata; Mammalia; Rodentia; Muridae. The record is from RefSeq and is a predicted model, not a curated record. Gene Ontology annotation, molecular function: chemokine activity; CCR chemokine receptor binding. The transcript has 3 exons.